AUGCUCACACGACCACUGUUGGCAAGGACUAUGGCGACGGCAACGAAAGGGAAAGAGAUACUGCCGCUUAAGGGAGUCAAAGUGUUGGAUAUGACUCGUGUUCUUGCUGGUCCAUACUGUACACAAAUCCUAGGUGAUCUAGGUGCAGAAGUCAUCAAAAUCGAACAUCCCACCCGAGGCGACGAUACAAGAGCUUGGGGUCCACCAUAUGCCCCUCACACCAACGGAAGUCCUUCCAACUCACCAACUCCUGGCGAAUCUGCUUACUUCCUCUCCGUCAACCGCAACAAAAAGUCUCUCGCUCUAUCCUUCCAAUCACCUUCUGGUGUGGAAAUUCUGCACAAACUUGCUUCCGAAUGCGAUGUUUUGGUUGAGAACUACCUUCCUGGCGCACUCAAGAAAUACAAAAUGGAUUAUGAGACGCUGAAGAAGGUUAACCCUAAAUUGAUUUAUGCGAGUAUUACGGGGUAUGGGCAGACGGGUCCCUAUAGUGAUCGCGCGGGCUACGAUGUCAUGGUUGAAGCUGAAAUGGGACUUAUGCACAUUACAGGCCACCGCGACGGCCCACCCGCAAAAGUAGGCGUUGCAGUCACUGACUUGACCACCGGCCUCUACACCUCUAACUCCAUCCUUGCAUCUCUGCUUCAACGCUCCAUCACCGGUCAAGGCCAAUGGAUAGAUGUUUCGUUGUCAGACUGCCAAGUCGCAACACUCUCUAACCUCGCCUCAUCCCACUUGAUUUCUGGAAAACCAGAUUCGGGCCGUUGGGGCACUGCACACCCUUCCAUCGUACCCUACAAAGGUUUUGAAACCUCUGAUGGCAGUGUUAUGAUUGGCGGAGGCAAUGAUCGUCUAUUUGGUGUCAUGUGUGACAAACUGGGCAAGAGCGAGUGGAAGCAAGAUCCAAAGUUUGUCACUAAUGCACAGAGAGUGGCGAAUAGAGACUUGCUUGAAGAGUUGAUUACCACGAUUACAAAGACCAAGACGACGCAACAGUGGCUAGAGGUUUUCGAGGGCAGUGGCAUGCCUUAUGCUGCUGUCAACGAUAUCGCGGGGACGAUGAGGCAUGAACAUGUCCUAGCAAGAGACAUGGUCAAAGAAGUAGACCAUCCCGCCUGCGGCCCCAUCAAACUCGUCAACACACCCGUCAAGUUCUCGGAAAGUACACCGGGGAUCAGAACGCCGCCGCCGACGUUGGGACAGCAUACUAGUGAGGUGUUGUUGCAGUUGGGAUAUUCUGAGGCAGAGGUUGAGGAGUUUAAGACCAAGGGUGUGGUUUCCUGA
Molecule: messenger RNA, 1284 nt
Organism: Aureobasidium melanogenum CBS 110374
Lineage: Eukaryota; Fungi; Ascomycota; Dothideomycetes; Dothideales; Saccotheciaceae
Product: CoA-transferase family III
Exons: 4
Coding region: 1-1284 (427 amino acids)
Molecular function (GO): catalytic activity
Source: RefSeq, a predicted model, not a curated record